CUUCUCUCUCCAGCCGAAGCAAAUUCGCCCAAAUCUCAAUUCCAAAUUCCAAAAAACCCUAAUCACCCAACUCUCUCUCCCACCAGCUUCAUCCUUUCACCUCAAUCGCCAGAGCAAGCGCAAUCACUCAGCGCAUCCUACAAUGUCGGAAUCGCCGGACCCAGCGCAGAACCUCCUCAUUUCGCCGACCAGCUCACGCUCCGUCACCGAGACGAUAAACGGGUCGCACCGCUUUCUGAUCCAGGGCUACUCCAUGGCGAAAGGAAUGGGCGUCGGCAAGCAUAUCGCCAGCCAUGAUUUCACCGUUGGAGGCUAUAAAUGGGCGAUUUACUUUUACCCCGACGGUAAAAAUCCCGAGGACAAUCCCACUUACGUCUCGGUUUUCAUCGCGCUGGCGAGCGAGGGCACGGAUGUGCGGGCGCUGUUCGAGCUUACUCUUGUUGAUCAGAGCGGGAAAGGGAAACAUAAAGUGCAUAGCCAUUUCUAUAGGUCGCUUGAAAGUGGGCCUUACACACUUAAAUACCGCGGCAGUAUGUGGGGUUACAAGCGCUUUUUUAGAAGAGCCAUGCUGGAAUCUUCAGAUUAUCUCAAAGAUGACUGCCUGAAGAUUAACUGUACUGUUGGGGUUGUGGUUUCUGCCAUCGACUGUUCAAGUUUACAUCAUAUUCAUGUUCCAGAUUCUGACAUUGGAUCAGAUUUUGGUACGCUUCUGGAAAAUAUGGAAGGUUCUGAUGUAACUUUUAAUGUGUCUGGGGAACAAUUCCAUGCCCACAAAUUGGUAUUGGCGGCCCGUUCUCCAGUUUUUUGUUCUGAAUUUUUUGAACUUGAUAGCGAUGGGAAAGAUAUUACAGUGUCAGACAUGGAAUCUAAAGUUUUUAAGGCAAUGCUGCACUUUGUAUAUAGAGAUGCCUUGGAUGAAGAUGAGAUGAUAGCAUCUAGUUCUUCUUCUCCUUUGAUAACUGAUACUUUAAUUGCAAAGUUGUUAGCUGCUGCUGAUCGUUAUGAUUUAGGAAGACUAAAGCGGAUGUGUGAAUCUUAUCUUUGCAAGGACAUAUCCGUAAAUUCUGUUGCACGUAUUCUGUCUUUGGCAGACCGUUAUCAUGCUGCAGAACUGAAACCAAUUUGCCUUAAAUUUGCAGCUGAGAACCUAGCAGCUGUUAUGCGUUCUGAUGGUUUUGAGUACCUUAAGGAGAACUGCGCGGCUCUGCAGUCUGAACUCUUGAAAACGGUGGCUGGCUGCGAUGAAGAAUGUAGCAGCGGUGGUGGCAAGUCGAGAAGUGUAUGGGGCCAGCUCUCCGAUGGUGGUGAUACCAGCGGCAGGAGAGUAAGGCAAAGGACUUGAUUACGAAAUGCUUGUUGUUGUUGUGUGUAAUGGAAUACCAUGUAAAUUUGAAAUUUCAAUGGAUUUUAGUUUGUCGUUAUGUUGUCUGUAAUCUGUUGUAUUUAUAUCCAUCCAGACAUUGGGUUUGUUUUGACAGCAUAUUUCGAUGCGCCGAUUCUAAUUCCAUCAAUACUUUUAGAACGUGAAUUA
Salvia splendens (bonfire salvia) is the source of this 1531-nucleotide messenger RNA. Its product is annotated as BTB/POZ and MATH domain-containing protein 4. Bases 143 to 1342 code for a protein of 399 amino acids. Gene Ontology annotation, molecular function: protein binding. Lineage: Eukaryota; Viridiplantae; Streptophyta; Magnoliopsida; Lamiales; Lamiaceae. The record is from RefSeq and is a predicted model, not a curated record. Gene Ontology annotation, biological process: protein ubiquitination. The transcript has 4 exons.